GCCGUAACUGGAGCGCUAACGGAGCUAUUGUUCUCGGUAAAUUCCUUUCCCCCGCGCUCUCGCGCAUGCCAGUCUCUCGUUCUUUAGGAGAAGAGGCAUGCGCUCGUCCCGCUGCCCCUUUCGCAUUGGCUGAACGGAGACCUCUGGUGUUUUUUUGCUUAUAUUUUUAGCAACGGAGGUCGGACUAAUAUUACAUCGCGCGUGGUUGAAAGUGCUGAUCAUCUGCAGUGCUGCUGAGCGCCGGAGAACCGCAGUGUAUUGCGCUGUGAGCAAAUAACUUGAACGGUCGGGAUCAGCAUAUUGAACGUGUCCUCGAUUACAGCGAAUGGUCUUCAUUAACGAGUUAAAUAGGAAGACAGUUGAAGUUUAAUAGGCUACAAGGGUCUGUCUGUGGAGCGCUGGAUAUCUGAUCUAGGAUAUUAGUGGCCCUCUUGCUGAGAAGCUUUUCGGGAAAUGGCCAGUCCUGGAGACGAUUCGGCUUCAAAUGCCCAGCUGGAACAGCCCGAAUCUGUGGAACCAACCCCUGAACCAGCGUUUCAAGAAGCACAGAAAUGGAUCGAGGCAGUGACAGGAAGAAGUUUCUGUGACAAGGAUUUCAGAAGUGGACUGGAGAACGGCGUUCUGCUCUGCAAGUUGCUGAGUUCAAUCAAACCAGGCCUUGUGAAAAAGAUCAACAGACUUCCAACACCCAUUGCGGGACUAGAUAAUCUGACCUUGUUUCUGAGAGGAUGUGAAGAGCUGGGACUGAAGGGAUCACAGCUAUUCGAUCCUGGAGACUUGCAAGAUACGUCAAUACGAGCAAACUUAACGGGCUCUGACUGCAGUAGAAAGUUGAAGAAUGUGCUCAUUACUAUAUACUGGCUUGGUAAAGCUGCUAACAGUUGUGCAACGUAUAACGGCCCUACACUCAACCUGAAAGAGUUUGAAGGACUCCUUUCCAUGAUGCGAAAGGAGUGUGUAAGUGAAGAUUUGGACUCCCCUAAGCGCAGUAUAAGGGACAGUGGUUACAUAGACAGCUGGGAAUCGGAACGCUCUGAUUCGCUGUCUCCUCCGAGGCAUGGUCGUGAUGAUUCGUUCGACAGCCUCGACUCAUUUGGCACGCGAUCACGGAACACACCCUCCCCAGACACCGUUCUUCGCUGCAACAGUGAUGACUCUGAAGGUGACGGCAGUCACAGGAAGUUGCCAGACGUGCGUAAGGAUGACAUGUCCGCCCGGCGCGUGUCCUUCAAAGAGCCUCGCGCUGCUCUCCCCUUCAACCAGUAUCUGCCCAACAAGAGCAACCAGACCAACUACCUUCCUGCCCCCCUGAGGAAGAGGAGGAGUGAAAGAGAGGAAGACAGGAGGAGUGUGAGCAACUCAACAUCUCCUGUUGGAGAAAGACCUCUGAGAGAGGAGAGUCUAGAAGUAUUAAAAGAGGGUGCUGUCAUGUCUCAAAGCCAUGUGCUACAGAAAACAAUCAACUGGGAAGGUGAGAAAGGGGUGGAGCUUGAGGAGGCAGAUCUCAAUAAAAUGAGGAAGCUGAAAAAGGCGGGUAUUAAAGUAUUACCCGCCUCUGUGCGAUACAACAGUCCAAAUGUCAUUGCUGAGGAGUCUAAUAAAGCUAAACCACCUUCCCCUGACAUCAUUCUUCGGCGUGACAAUGACUUCCUGCGUGCUGCCGCCCCACAUGAGUGGGACUCAAACGAGGAAGAUGAGGAUGAAGAGGGAGAGAGGAAGGUUCCAGAUGUCCAAAAGGAUGAUCUUGCUUCUCGCAGAGCACGCAUUAAUCAAUUCAAACCCAGUGUGACGCAUUACUUCUUGCCAGGCUCUUGUAGCUGGAAGGACCGAGAGAAAUGGGAGGGAAUCAGGCUGGCAUCCCAGCAUGCAGUAUUGGAGAGGUUGGAGAAGAUGGAACAGGAGAAAAGGAGUCUGGCUGACUCCACCUCCUCUGAGGUGUCAAUCAUAACUCGAAAGGACAAUCCUUUCCUGAACCCUGAAAAAGAAAGGGAAAAAGAGGGGGAUGAGGAAGAUGAGAGAGAGCUAGAGAGGAGGAUAGUUAUCCCAAACCCACACAAAGAUGAUCUAGCAAGGAGGCGAGCUGGGCGAGGGCCAUGCCCUCCCAAAGAUCCUCAUCAAUCAUUGGUCCAGACUUCCAUCACUCAGUCUGACCUGGAGAAGUGGCAGAGACUCAAGAUGAAUACAGAGAGCAGUGAGGCUGGCUCCAUCCUUGCUGAAGUGUCAAUCAUAACUCGCAAAGACAACCCUUUCCUGUGCCCUGAGAAAGACAGUGGAAGUGAGGAGGAGAAGGAGAAAGGGCCAGUCAGAGAGGAUGGGGGGAGGGUGGUGAUGCCUAAUGUAAUGAAAGAUGACCUGGCCAGAAGGCGGAGCCAAAGUGGGCCCACCCCACAAAGAGAUCCUCGGCAGUCAUUGCUUCAAACAACAAUCACUCAGUCAGACCUGGAGAAGUGGCAGAGACUCAAGAUGAAUACAGAGAGCAGCGAUGAGCCCAUUGUCCCUCUGUGUCAGACGUGUCUUGAGAAAGGCUGCCUCUCUAUCGCCUCCAAUGCGAAGGUUGCCAAGAACGACCUGGCUGGUUGCCGGGAACGUUCCUCCGGUGAACGGCGGCGUAUUGUGACAUUUGGGGGUGUGACAGAGAUGGAGAAUACAUCCUGGCAAGAGGAGGAUGAGGAAAGGGGAGAGGGGAAUGAGGCAGAGAAGCUUCGAUACCUCCUCUCGAUGGCACCUGUUGCCGUGCCCACUAUAGGGCUGGGCUCCAGACUAACAAAGAGAGCAGUGGGCAGUGAUGCAAACCCAGAACCUGCUGUAGUCAUGCCCUCCGAACCCCCAAACCCUGUCAUGUUUGACCUUAAACAGUCUGUGACCUCUACGGAGGAGGAGCUGGCUGAGAAAUCAAAGGAUGAGAGAGAAUAUGAUGAAGAUGAGGAAAGGGAACCGGAUGUCGAAAAAGAUGACAUGCUGGCUCGUAGGACAGGAGCAUUUCAGAAGGCAGCAAAAGGGACGACCUAUAACCGAUUCCUCCCGCAGCCAGGAUCCAAUAGAGAGGGCACUAUAGGGGCUUCCCUAUCCCAGAAAGGAAGUAUUCAGAUCGACAUGAGUGGAGAAUGUGACCUGCAAUACCUGGAAAGAAAUAUAAAGACAAAGAGAACCAAGAUUGGACAGAGAAAUGAACCAGCUGAACAACUUCCAAAGACACCAGUUCCAGUUUCUGUAGUUGCCCAAAAGAUCCCUGACAUUGUACACACAACUGCUACCAAUGUUGAUUGCUGUGGCAGUUAUGAUGAUUAUGAAGAGUGUGGGGAUGAAGGCCCACUGCCAGACAUUGACAAGGAUGACAUGCUCACUCGAAGAACUGAAGCUCACCAAAAGCCAAAUGGGGGGACAGGACAGCCUUUUAAUGCAUUUUUGCCCAAACUUGGUGCUGUCAAACACAAAAACACCCCUGCCAGUGGAUUCCAGCAGUCAUACCUCAACCCUAAAGAGCAAGAGAAAGUUCCGGCUUUGGACAGCUUCACCCUUAGCUCUGUGGCCCCGCCCCCAAGAGAUGCUGAGGACACGCCUAGGAAGUGCCCUCAGUUGAUGGACAGGCAAGAGACGGGCUCUGUGGGUGUGGUGGGACAGGAAAGUCUUAUUAAAAAUGAGACUAUUACCAAAAGCUCCUCCCCCAAACCUGACCGAGCCUCACGUCGGCCCCAUUGGCAGGAAGAUGAUGAUCUCCCCCCAAUAUUCAGAGCUACUAGUGUUUCUGAUGAAACAGAGAGUACGAGUUUGAUUGACAUGCGUGAUGAAGAAGAGCUGGCCUACCUCCGACAGCACAGCCAAUCACGACAUGAGCGCCUACACAACCAGUACAACAAACACAAAGAGGAGGAGGACCAGUGGCAAGAUGAUUUGGCUCGCUGGAAGAAUCGGAGGCGAAGUGCCUCUCAGGAUCUGAUCAGAAAAGAGAAAGAGAGGAAAAUGAUGGAGAAGUUGAUGACAACAGAUGGAGGAUCUGGCCAUCGCAAGAAGAGCAUCAAAACAUACAAAGAGAUUGUAGAGGAGAAAGAGCGUAGAGAACAGGAGCUACAUGAACAGUACUCCAAGGCCUCCACCCCAGAAGAGAAAGCAGCAGUGCUUCAACGCUACGCUCUCCGAUUCACCAUCAGCGAUGCCAUACUGGAGAAACUCCAGCUCCCCAAACUGCCUUCUGCUGCCACGCCAAUCCACACUUCUCCUCUCCACCAGCAUGUGAAGCAGAGCACAUGCCCUGCCCCAGUAGAACCAGAAGCUCCAGAAGCUCCAGAGCCUACACAAACCACCCAAACACAGCACAGUGUCCUUGCUGACCAGCAGAUUGUACAAAAUCAGACACCGGGACAGCCCAAGAGCCCUGAACCAUCACCUACAAAGACCACCAAAACUCCAGAAAUUCCAUCAGCACCCAUACGUCCCCUUGUCUGCUCAAAGCCUGUUCCUCUAAUCACCCCAAAACCCUACAGCCAGCCCAGACUCAGCCAGGGCCCCCACAAAACACUGAAGACUGAUGGGCUGGUGCGUGUGAAUGGGGAGAGCACUCAAGAGGAGAGAAGAGACCGUGCAGCUGGAGUGUCUCUAAUACAUCCUGUCUCCUUCUCUUCCUCGCCUCCAAAGUCAGCCACUCAGACUCAACAAAUUGAGGAUCUAGCUGUGUUAGAAACCUCACACCACCAGCAAAACACACAGACAUCUCUUCCUGACCAGGAGAAAAAGGUCAUAAUGAAGGAAAAAGAAUGUUCUCUAAGCAUUCACAAAGAGAAUAGCAAAGAAGAGACCUCAACUACACUACAGUCAGAACCAGCAGAAAAACAGUCAAUGCCUGAUAUGAUGGUGAAGCGCAGCUGUGUUGUCACAACAACUAUUGUGACAGAACUCACACAGACACACCCCGUCCAACAAAAUGACACCUCUAUUGCAGACCAGAUUUGUGGUUCAGUCCAGAAUUCAUUUGAUCUGAGCACAUCUAUCGAGUCCAGCAAGGCUGACCAGACUUCAUACUCACUCUCAAUGACAGAGGGGACUGACUAUUCCAUUGAAUGUAUUGAAACCCCAAUGUUGAACCUUGCGAAAAGGGUUGACCAUUGGACAUGGGAUCCUAAUGAAGAACGCAGGCGGCAGGAGAGAUGGCAACAAGAGCAGGAACGCCUGCUGCAGGAGAAAUACCAGAGAGAGCAAGAGAAGCUGAAGGAGGAGUGGGAGAGAGCACAGAAAGAAGUGGAAGAGGAGGAGAGGAGAUACCAUGAAGAGGAGAAAAGGAUUCUGGAGGAAACCGUGACCCCACUGACCCCUCACUCCUCAGUUUUACCCUCCAGAAGUGUGACUGAGGCCCCCUCCCUCAGCCAGCCACCACAUGACACCAUUGUCCUUUCAUUGGCCGACUGGGAAAGGAAACAGGAAAUGCUGGAGAGACAAGCACAGACGAACCAGAGUAACGGACUGACACACAGCCCUGAUGAAGUAAUCACACCAGCUCAGCAAAACGGCCAGAGAACUGAACCACAGGAGAGCCAAACAGCUACACCACAACUGCAGUUUAUACAAGAUGGAUCAUGGAACUGUAAGUCUAAAGGCAGACAAGAGGAUCUGAAGAAAACUGCCUCACUGGACCGUAAACAGAGUCCACCCCAGAGCCAGACCACAGGGAUGAGGAGGACUGGGUCGUGUGAAAAUGUUUUAGGAACACAAUCAUCCAAAUCACCUUCACCAUCACAAGACACGCUGCCUCCAUCCCCCAGCAGGUCGGUAAGUGGAAAAAAGCUCUGCUCUAGUUGUGCGCAUCCUUUGGGCAAAGGAGCAGCUAUGAUCAUUGAAACCUUGGGGCUGUACUUUCAUAUUCAGUGUUUUAAGUGUGGCAUAUGUAAAGGGUUACUUGGCGACACAAGUGCCGGAACUGAUGUCAGAAUUCGAAAUGGACUUCUUAAUUGUCAAGAAUGCUACAUAAAGUCACGGGCUGCUGGCCAGCCAACAACAUUGUGAUGCCUCUGCAGUCCUGAUGAACAACUGUAUCCAAAAUCAAGUUGAACCAAGCCAGGAACCAAGAAGAAAGAUUUAUAUGUUUAUACGUUUCCAACAUUGUUCCUUAAGGCACAAUCAUGCAUAGACAUAACGUCAAUACUGGAAUUAUGAGUACAACCGAUUUUAUUCUGGACUCCGUAAAGCAAAGACAGUUUUUGUGCUUGUUGGAGUAUGUUAUUAUCACAUACAUGGUAAAAAGCCCAUAAAAUAUUACAGCGGGUUAAUACUAUAAUAGUAGUUGCUUGUUCAUGUUCAUUUGUUUUAGACUUUAGAAUAAGAAGUAUUACAGUAGUUGCACUUUACCUCACAGUGUCUAUGUUACAUACAUUACGUAUUUAUGUAAUUUUGUUAGCAAUAACAAUAGUGUAAUUAAAAGCUUGUCCAAAAAUUAGACUAAAUAUUGUCAACAUUUUGGUCAUGAGUAUUACCAGUGACAGUCUAGGAGGAGGAAACGGUGCACUAGAAAAAUUAUUGGGAGAAACUGCUUCACUCAGUAUAGCGGAAGUCUGGAAGUCCAGAAAUGGAAGUCCUGCCUUUCAGUUUAAAGAGCCAGUUGCCUUUUUGAUAGUUUGUUUACAGAGAGUGCAUGCACAUUAACUUGACCAGACCAUUUCUUUAAGUGAUUUGAAGAAAAUGUAGUAUACCAUUUUUGUCCAUGGGGUGGGGGGUAGGGGGAUUUAUUUACUUAUGUAAAUACGCAGUAACAUGGGCACUGUAAUGUAGAGUGUGACUAAACUGUUCAUUACUAUUGUGAGGAAUCUGGAACAUGAAGAAGUGCAUCAAGUUUUUCCAUCCAAAAAAUCUUGAUUCAACUAAUUCUGUGUUUCUUAAGGGAAGCAUGUACACAGAGAUCAGCAGAGGACCUAAUACAGAGCCUUGUGGCACUCCAUAUUUGAGUUAUAGUUCCUUAUUUACACAAAGUGGUAGUGGUCAGAUAAUAUUAUUCUUUUAAUAAUAUAUAAUCUCAGUUUUUUUUCUCAGAAGGUCUUUCACAUUAUUCGGUCAGAAACUCUAUGUAAUUCUACAUAUGAACACAUGGUUUGCAAAACUUUGGUCUGGCAGAUUUGUCCUGAUGCCUUAACUGACAAUAUGAAAUAAAAACAGAUAAGACUGACCAUCACUUUUAUUUGUGGUUUGAAAAAAUGUCUUGAACUAGAAUAGUUUUGAUUUAAAUGUUCUGUUCCUUUUUCCAUUUUGCAUUGCCUGUUUUUCUCGUUUGAUCAGUGAGGGGUUUGAUACUUUAGUUGUGCAGUAUUGUUUAAGAGCCCAUGUAGAGAGCAUGUUAUGUCAUGGCUCAUUUAGCUAGUGGGUAUAUCUUUACAUUUCCAUUAGAUUAUUUUUCUUUCUGUUAUUAUUAUUUAAAGAUUUUGCUCUACAUUUGAAUGGCAAGAAGAUUGCAUGAUCCCUGAAACUUUCCUUGGUCACAUUUUACAUUACAGUGUCCAUGUAACACAUAUUAUAUAAUACUAAAAUUAAUAAUAUUAACAAUGUGCAGUUACAAACAGCUCUACGUAUGCAGAGUACAUGUUGUUUAUAAAUAAGAUAUGUUAGUACUGUAACGUGAACAAUUUAAUGCAAAGUGUAACCCUUCUAGCUUUUGAAAACAUUCAGUUAAAAUUGGUUUUAUUUUAUUUUUUGUUGCCUUUGCUCUCUUAACUGCAAUGUUGUGCCUUAGAAAUGUGCUCCUAGUGUCUAGUGUUGACCACCCUUGCAUCCAAAGCUUCAAUUUACCCAUGUAAAUUGAUAAGAGUAUUAUGCAUAUGCACUGAGCACUCUGCUUUUACCCUGGUACUUUAUUCAGUAACUCUUUGAGUGAACAAGAGAUUUCAAAUGAAAGCCCGACCUCUGUAUGUGAGCUUUUUAGUCAUUUCAUGUGCAUUUCAAGAUUAAAAAAUCGUUAAACAUCCAUAUUUGUUUAGCUCUAAAGCAACUGAAAAGAUCUUCAUAUUCAAUGGAAUAUUCAUGCCACUAAGGAAGAUUAUAUUCAACAACAUCGGCAAAUAACUCCUGUUUUUUAACUCCUGCUUUUGCUUUCUGUUAAUAUUUGAGAUUUAGAAGACAUUGUCAUUUACAUUUGGGGGAUUUUGACAAUUGCCUGUAUAUCAUUUGUUUUAUUUAUGUGACAUUUAAGAAUAUGAACUGAAACUAGAGCAACAGUAAGGCAAUAAUUUCUUGAAAGAGUAGCCAAGGAGUGAGUGUGUGACAAAUACCUUCGUAUUCUAUAUUUAUUAUACCCUUUGAAAAUGAGUGACAUAAGACAACCUACAAGAUGCUGAAAUGCAAUGGCUUUUAUAGCAAGUGUAUGUUUUUAAAUAAACUAUAAUAAACUAUUUUAAAUG
Myxocyprinus asiaticus (Chinese sucker) is the source of this 8372-nucleotide messenger RNA. It is a transcript of the gene limch1a, whose product is annotated as LIM and calponin homology domains 1a. Gene Ontology annotation, cellular component: stress fiber. Gene Ontology annotation, biological process: positive regulation of stress fiber assembly; regulation of focal adhesion assembly. NCBI's taxonomy places the organism in Eukaryota, Metazoa, Chordata, Actinopteri, Cypriniformes, Catostomidae. The record is from RefSeq and is a predicted model, not a curated record. Gene Ontology annotation, molecular function: myosin II head/neck binding. The transcript has 33 exons. The coding region runs from base 454 to 5994 and encodes 1846 amino acids.